Monodelphis domestica (gray short-tailed opossum) is the source of this 5298-nucleotide messenger RNA. RefSeq names its product G protein subunit beta 4 (gene GNB4). NCBI's taxonomy places the organism in Eukaryota, Metazoa, Chordata, Mammalia, Didelphimorphia, Didelphidae. Gene Ontology annotation, molecular function: protein binding. The record is from RefSeq and is a predicted model, not a curated record. Gene Ontology annotation, biological process: signal transduction.
GGGGAGAGGGAGGUGCCUGCGCGGCCCCCCGCGGCGGCGUCGGGCCACUCCCUCCCUAGCUUGCUGCUUGAGGGUGGCUCGGCUGCGGGAACCGGAGCGGGAGCUGCAGCUGCGCGGGGCUCGGUGAUAGUUGCUGCGGCGGCGAAAGUGAAGAACGAAGAGGAGGCUCUGGGGCAACGGCAGCGGCGUCGGCGUCUGAGGAUCCUCGGCUCAGGCGAGGAGCCCACUCCCGGCUGCUGAGGCAGCCGCGCCGCUCUGGGUGUGGCUGGGCGGUCCGGGCCUCCGGCCCCGGGGCUAUGAACCGCGAGCGCCCGAGCCCGCGCCGCCUCAGCUAGAGGAGCCCGAGCCCGAGCCCGGCCUAGCAGGGAAAGAGCCAGGGAACCGCGCGCCAGGCCCUUCAGGCAGCCAGUAUCAUCUGUCACUACACGAGGGGCAAACACCGACUUGGAGGAUGAGUGAGCUGGAGCAGUUACGGCAGGAAGCGGAGCAGCUGCGGAGUCAGAUCAAGGAUGCUAGGAAAGCAUGUGGCGACACAACACUUGGUCAGAUGACAACGAGUCUGGAUUCUGUAGGAAGAAUUCAGAUGCGAACAAGACGUACACUUCGUGGUCACUUAGCUAAGAUUUAUGCCAUGCACUGGGGAUAUGAUUCAAGGCUACUAGUCAGUGCUUCCCAAGAUGGAAAACUAAUCAUUUGGGAUAGCUAUACAACAAAUAAGAUGCAUGCCAUUCCUUUGAGAUCCUCCUGGGUGAUGACCUGUGCUUAUGCUCCCUCUGGUAAUUAUGUUGCUUGUGGUGGUUUGGAUAACAUCUGUUCCAUCUACAACCUGAAAACUAGGGAAGGCAAUGUGAGAGUGAGCCGGGAGUUACCAGGCCAUACAGGCUACUUAUCCUGCUGCCGUUUCUUAGAUGACAACCAAAUUGUUACAAGUUCAGGAGAUACAACCUGUGCUUUAUGGGACAUUGAAACUGGCCAACAGACCACCACGUUCACUGGACACACUGGAGAUGUGAUGAGUCUGUCUCUAAGUCCUGACAUGAAAACUUUCGUUUCCGGUGCUUGUGAUGCCUCUUCUAAACUCUGGGAUAUCCGAGAUGGCAUGUGUAGGCAGUCUUUCAUUGGGCAUGUGUCAGAUAUUAAUGCUGUCUGUUUCUUUCCCAACGGGCACGCAUUUGCCACCGGCUCUGAUGAUGCCACGUGCCGGCUCUUUGACCUUCGUGCAGACCAAGAGUUGAUGAUGUAUUCCCACGAUAACAUCAUCUGCGGCAUCACUUCUGUAGCCUUCUCCAAAAGCGGGCGCCUCCUGCUCGCCGGCUAUGACGACUUCAACUGUAACGUGUGGGACACGCUGAAAGGAGAACGUGCAGGUGUUCUUGCCGGCCACGACAACCGCGUCAGCUGUUUAGGUGUCACCGACGAUGGCAUGGCUGUAGCGACAGGAUCUUGGGACAGUUUUCUUAGAAUCUGGAAUUAACUGGGUUGUCUGUUUUCCAUUCUCCGCUGAGAUCUGGAGAGAUCAAUGCUGCAGCCUGUAGCUGUGAAAUAACAUUUCUACCUUGUAUUUGCAGGUGAAGUGGAGGGUUUUUUCUAUUCACUAUUACACACACUCACACACACAAAGGCUUUAUGUAAACUAUUAGAAAAUAAAGUGAAGAAAAGGGGGGAGGGGGGCCGGUGUAUAAAAUCAGGGGGACAAGAAAGCGAAUACAGACCCAGUUUUGUUUGGGAAAUUUGGGUAGCUUGAUCUGAGGAAUUUCUGCUUGUGCUCAGAGUCUGCUAAUCUUCCAUUUUCCUGGUAUGGAACAGAAUGCACACACUAUUGCAGCCUCUCCCGUAACAUGUCCGUCUGUCUAACGUACGUCUGCUUUUUUUUAAAGAACUACAUGUAUAGCUUUGCAUCUAUCUGAAAUGUCGUAUUUCUGAAUUUUGGAGAUCAAAUGAUAGUUUGGCAGGAUCUCGUCUUUGUGAAACGGCUCUGCCCGGGAAGUGGUGCCGCGGCUUUGGAGGGCCGGCGGACACCACUCCCAGAGCUCCUGAAGACGCGCUCUCCACCCUGCCAAACUCCUCUGGGGCUCUGCCCGCACGUCCGACAGGAGGCGCAGACCGACCCACGGCCAACGUUCUUGCUCAUUCUUCAAGGCUAAUUGUAAUACGAUGACACUAGGAGGGACGAGUCCCACUGGGCGCGGGGCCAAUUGGAUUUUACGCUGAGUUUUUAGGGUAUUUGGAAGACUUCAGGUUGAAUUUUUUUUUUUGGUUCUUUGCCUCAGAGAUGAAGAGAAACCUGGUGAUCCUGCCCAGGAUCUCACCCAAGUAUAUAUGCCUCUUUUAUGUAUAGUUAGCGUAGCGAGAUCGCACUGUGUUGAGUGAAGAGCAUGACCCCUUGUCUCUGGGUCAGUAACCUUAUUUAAAACCUUAAGUAAACUGUUUCUACGACAUUUAGGGUAGUGAAAAUGGCCCGUGCCUUCUCGUCUUAGUAGCUGCCAGGGUCUGUUAAAUGGAAGCAGGAAUCCAUCACUUGUGGUGUCUCAGUAUUCCCUCCAGUGCCAACCGUCAUUUCUUGAGCUCUUUGGCCCCUUAGGAGCCAGUCUCAGCAGUCAGAGUUCCUUACCGGAGUGGUUUGGUGUUAUAGCACCGGGUCCGCCAGAAGAGCUGGACUCGGAUUUCCUUUGGAAAUCAGUCACUUCAUGGGUGAUGUGGCUUCCCCUUGUUGCUAAGCUUUCGGGCCACAGACUCCUGCUGAGACCAACAGGACAUUUUGGUCACGUUUUACUCUCGACGUCAGCACUUCCAAACUGUGCCUGUCAAUCUGUCUUGUUUACAAAUAGUAAAGCGUGCCAACCACCACGAAUUUGGGAGCCAUUCCAUAGGAUGUGCUAGAAAGAGAAUACACUGAGGGCCAGUUCGGGAGGUGUCGGACCAAAAUUAUUCUACACUGUAGAUCACAAGAACUCGUGCGUUUUCCUUUUUCUGCAAGAUGACUUUGGUGAAUGGUGUGCUGUCCUAAUGAUGUCCUGUGUCUUUGUGUGUCUUCCUAAGGAGCAGCUCUUUGGGGUCAGACAGAAGGUGCAAACCUCUGGAAAAAGCAUUGUCAUUUGGUUCAACAUCAGGAAAAAUGGCUAAAAAGCAAAAUAGAUGAGAGAAGUCCUUGCCAGCCGUUUGGAAGCUGCGUGCCAAUGGCCAUAAUUGUCUGUAGCACAUGGACAAGCCACAAGGGUUAAGUGUUUACUUUAAUAUUUCAACAAUUUGAAUAGACCAGUUUAAAAUUACUCUGAUGACUCGAGUGAUUAACAAGUUAGAGUCAUCUUUGUGCUGUGGUGAGUGACUGCCAGCAGCAUCCAAGGCUAUUUCAUUAAAUUUAAAUAGGUAGGCUGACAGUUCCCUCGUUUCUAUGCACCAAAUGGUAGUUUGCCGGUUGUUAAAUUUAUCUGCAUAUUGAGAGUUCAGCACAGCCGUCUACCAUAGAUUUCUAUUAUUCUUUAAGUAUUCCUAAAGUUGACCGGAAGGUACACACACAAGGGAAAUCUACCGAUCUUUAAAUUGGUUGAAAAGAAAACUUAAUGCCAUUCAAAUGCCACUUCCAUUUGUAUCAAAAAUAUUAGCAAUUUCUGUUGCAUUGGUAGAAAUAAAAUUGUUCUCAAAUCCUAAAAUUUAUUCAGCUGUUUCUUACUAUAAAUGUCAGUGAUUGACAUUUGAGCAUAAAGCACUUUAAAACAAGAUGACUACUGGCAUAAUAAGGUUCCGAAAAAGUCUGAUUCUUUAUUUCUUCCUCUCCAACAGAUUUUAACUGUUAGUCUCUGCAAAGGGCUCAGGUGACCUGGCCUGGUAGUUUGUGUCAUAGGGAAAUAAAUUUGUCCUCAGAUUUUCAGAGCUGUUGGGUCCCAGUGGGCAGCGGGCAACAGGAACAGAAAAUCAAUCUUUCCAAAGCGGUAUUUUAGGGACCCCUUUCUGCUGUUUAAUUUGUGCCUCAUGGUUUAAAUGAGAAACUUCUAAGUGUGGCUGAAGUUUAACAUUCUGUACUCAGAAUUCAUUCUGUUUUACAUGGAUUGGGGUCAGCCCCCAAACGGAACGAAACCAAUGACACUGUAUACCCGGUUCUGAUAACUAUGAAGGACUUUCUGGAAUUUUCCUGAGUGAAAAGACUGCUUAUACGUUAGUUCAGAAUAGAACAACAAUGUCUGAAACUGAUAUUUCUAACCUCCCAUUAUAACGAACAAAAUCAUGGCAUUGGCCAAGUCUUUUGCCAGUUCAUCUGGACGUGGCAGAUUCAUCUUUGUGCCGCCUGUUCCAUUGUGACAUCGUGUCUUAUGUUUAUAAGAGGAACAUGAAUAACAUUCCAUUUGUUUUCUCCCUUUGUUCGGAGGACAGUCAGCAGCCACUAGACCAUAGUGCUAUACUUUAAAAUACUGGUUAGUUAGAAUAGGUGAAAACAUGCAUUGUCUGCUGUGUUGGGCCGCAGAAUGACUGAUUUUGAGGUCACAUUUCGUGUAUAAAUUAAGCAAGCAUGGGCUGGUGGUGCACCUUGUAUUCCGUAAUCUGGCAUGCAUGCUGGUAAAACUUCUUCCUACACUUUGGAGGCACCCCGGGCCUUUUUAUCCAGUUGCUGGUUAUGUAAAAUACAUGCAGAAUGUUAAUGCAGUGUUGUAAUGGUAAAAUGUGUAAAGUGUUACUAAUUGAUAUAAUUGAUAACAGAUUAAAUGUGCCUGACCAAAUCUUGUACCACACACAGUAUGUUAGGUUUUUGACUAAUAUGGACUUCAGUGGAAUAGUCUUUAGAUAUUUCAAGCCUUUGUUUUACUUACACAAUGGUGCUCUAUUCUGUGUUUUUUCUCCUUUCAAAGAGGCAUUCGAACACUUGUACUACAUAAUACAUCCAAAGGAGUCCAAACGUAAUUGGUUUUUAAAAACUUUUGUUUUGCAGUCACUGUAUAAUAGUCAAAUUUCCGAUAUAUUUCUUCUCAUCUUACUUAGGAUAUUUGUUUUACACACUCUGUGCUGACUUGGACCAGACAAGUCAGUAAAGAUUACAAACAAUUCCACACUGCCUUUGGAGUGUGUCUGUAUCCACAUCUUAACAGCUUUAAUUUAAGCUAAUAAUAAAAACCAGGGACUUGUGCCGUGCAUUCUCCAAUAGUGCUUUUGCAUCAAUGACUUCCCUGUGAAAAUGGUCACUUGCUAUGAACUUCUGUUUAUAGCUUUUUUCCAAUGGAUUUGAUCUUUGUAUUUGUACAGUGGCUCAGUGAAACAUGGUGCCAUGAGUUGAUAUUGUAACCAAUAAAAUAAGUGCUUUUAACCAGA